GUGUAAAAGCAUAGAAGUCCAUUGAAUUCAAUGGAUUUAGAAUGAGGGACACAAAGCAGCAGAUAUUGUUCUUCUCCAUUUUAUCCUCACAACAACCUUGCGAAGUAGGCUCAGCAGAGAGUGUGACUGGUCCAGGGUCACUCAGUAAGCUUCCAUGGCAGAGCAGGGAUCUGAAUCUCCCUGAUCCUAGUCUGACACACUAACCACUACGCAAACUGGAUGUGGCUGUCUAGUGAGAAUGUGUGAAAUCUGGUUACCCUCUCUAAGGGGUGUGUCAGAGCUCUUUUCAUUCCGCCCCCCCCCUGGAAGGAACUGCUAUUACUAGAGAUGUAAAUUUUGUUUAAAAAACAUUAUGGUUUGAACAUCAACAAGCUCACAGCCAAAACUCUCGGAAGUGUUUGUUGGGCAUUACUCCAUCUUCAAGACUCUAUGGAAAGUCUGUUCUGCACUAGAGAACAAGGAAUGAGGUGGGAUCCACUUCCCUGGCUACCAGAAGCCUCAAAGGUAUUUGGCCUCAUGCCUUGCUUCAGGCUGCUUCCUCCAAGGGUGAUGUUUCUGCUGAGCAAGGAAAUUCCCUGGAUGUGCGGGCAUUGCCCUCUGGUGCAGCAGCAGCAGGGAUGUUAUUGGCUCUCCCGAGACAGCCUUUGUCCGCAUGCCUGCACCUUCUUGAAGAGAUCUGCAUGCCUGCCCAAACCUCCUGAGGAUUUUUAACAUUGACAGCAAAACAGAAACAGUAAACAAAUCAUUAACAUCUUAACGUGACAUCCCUAGCUGUCAUUUAUCUGCACUUGCUCUUGCAGGAUUCAAGACACUUGCCUUGGUGGAAAGCCCCUCCCUGGAUGUCUCGAGGUCGAACAUCCUUUGUGAGGCAGCUAAUUGUAUACGUGAGUUAAGAGCCAAGGUAGAAGGAGCUGGCAAUGUUCUUGCAUCACAACAGAGAGGAAAUGGACCGGACAGAAAUGAUGCCAGCAGAUCCCCAGGCCCUAGCGCUGAUAGGGCCACAGGCAGAGCUAGAAGGUCCUCCAAGAAUGCUGCACAGACCGCAACGGAAAGUGGACAAGGGGUCUGGAAGAAUCCAGGAGGAUGUUGUCGAAGGCGCAGACCCUGAACAGCAAGAGUACCCGACAUUGGUACAAUUGCCUAAUUCAGGACGGGAGAUGGCAAAGCCUGCUAAGCCCUGUCUACCCUCACUUAGAGGAGGAGACAAUCAAAGCUGCUGUUCUGGAAAAGACAAAGCAACCCAUUUCCACCCAGGCCUUUCUGGAGAAGGCAAGGAGGCCCACGGCCACUCAGACUCCAGGGGGACAGAGAAGAGUGGGGAGGCUGCAGGGAAAGAUGCUGCUACCAUGGAAACCCAGCGACAGAACUUCCGGCAGUUCUGCUAUCAGGCGGCUGGGGGGCCCCGUGAGGCGUGCGGCCAGCUCUGGUACCUUUGCCAUCGGUGGCUGAAGCCAGAAAGGCAUACCAAGGAGCAGAUUCUGGAGCUGUUGAUUCUAGAGCAGUUCCUGGCCAUCCUGCCAACAGAGAUCCAGAACUGGGUGAAGGAACAUGAACCAGAGACCUGUUUUCAGGCAGUCGCCCUGGCUGAAGGUUUCCUGCUGAGGCAAGAAGAGGUUGAGAGACCUGAAGGACAGGUGGCUGCCAUGCCUUCCCUUAAAGCAGAUGGAGCUCCUUUGGAUAGCAGAGAAAAGCUGUUGUGUCCGGAAGUCAAGGAAGAAGAUGUAAGCUGGUUGAAUGGAGAUGAAGAGGAGGAGGACAGGCUAUUGGUGAGAAGCCCUUUGCCAGUGGAAUCUCAUCAGGAGGGAAGACCUUGGCAACAUCUGCCUAAGAUAACAGAUUCUCCAGUUUAUUCAGAGGCAAAAUGGGAAAGUCACCCAGAAGAGAGCACCAGUAAAGCUACAGAAGUCUUGCUAGACCUCAGUGAACACAGAGGUCAACAGGUACCUCCCAAAGGCAAGAAACAGAGGACUUGUAGUGUAUGCGGGAAAAGCUUCAGCCGUAGCACCGGUCUGAUUGCACACCAAAGAAUACACACCGGAGAGAAGCCAUACGAGUGCUCAGACUGUGGGAAAUCCUUCACAUUGCGGUCCAACUUGAUUUCACAUGAAAGAACCCACAAUGGGGAAAAACCAUAUUCAUGCCAAGAGUGCGGAAAAAGUUUUAGUGUCAGUUCACAGCUCAUUAAACACAAAAGAACCCACUCUGGGGAAAAACCAUACAAAUGCACAGAAUGUGGACAAACAUUCCGCCAGAGUUCACACCUUAAAAACCACCAGAGAAUCCACACAGGAGACAAACCAUUUAAGUGUUCGGAUUGCGGGAAAAGUUUCAGCGUGAGCUCAGACCUGAUUAGGCAUGAGAUAUCCCACACAGGGGAGAAACCAUAUCAGUGUCCGGACUGUGGCAAAAGAUUCUGUAAUAGCUCACAGAUUAUUACUCAUCGGCGCGUUCACACAGGAGAAAAACCCUAUAAAUGCCUGGAAUGUGGGAAAAGCUUCACUGUGAGCCAGCAGCUUAGCAGGCACCAGAGAGUUCACACAGGAGAAAAACCAUAUAAAUGCCCAGAAUGUGGGAAAACCUUUGGUGUGAGCACCCUUCUUUCAGGACACCUGAGGAUUCACACAGGCGAGAAACCAUACGAGUGCUCAGAAUGUGGGAAAAACUUCAGGUUACGUUCAAACCUUAUCGCUCAUCAGAAAAUACACACUGCAAGGAAAUCCUAGAAUCGUUUGACUGUCAGAAUAAAAAAAAGGGAUUCCUUGAUUUUGACAUGAAUUAACUGAUUUGUUUUUUAGAAGUCCUAUUUAUUUAAGGGAUUCUGGGACCCUCAUCAGAUCCCCAGAAGAUAUCUUUGUUUUGAUUAGGAAUAUUAACUAAACAGCAAUUUACUCUCCAGGUGUUUUCAUGUGUUAGAGCAUUUCCUUACAUUUCUACUAGAUAUAAUGUGAAGAAAGGUUUUUGGGGUUAUAGAAUUGUUACUAAAACCUGGAUUUGUAGAACUAGGAUUAACAAAAUGAAUAUAAUCUUGUAAUCUGGACCUGUGAAACCAUACCCAGUUUGAGGUGUUUUCAUGAGAAUCAUGACCUUAGAGUAAAAGA
Molecule: messenger RNA, 3098 nt
Organism: Eublepharis macularius
Lineage: Eukaryota; Metazoa; Chordata; Lepidosauria; Squamata; Eublepharidae
Product: zinc finger protein 397-like
Exons: 4
Coding region: 918-2723 (601 amino acids)
Biological process (GO): regulation of transcription by RNA polymerase II
Cellular component (GO): nucleus
Molecular function (GO): DNA-binding transcription factor activity, RNA polymerase II-specific; RNA polymerase II transcription regulatory region sequence-specific DNA binding
Source: RefSeq, a predicted model, not a curated record